Besnoitia besnoiti is the source of this 1068-nucleotide messenger RNA. RefSeq lists its product as uncharacterized. NCBI's taxonomy places the organism in Eukaryota, Apicomplexa, Conoidasida, Eucoccidiorida, Sarcocystidae. The coding region runs from base 1 to 1068 and encodes 355 amino acids. The record is from RefSeq and is a predicted model, not a curated record. The transcript has a single exon.
AUGAAGAUAAACACGAUGAAGAGUCACUCUCUGGAUACCACUGGUGCUGCGGCUGAAGCAGUCUCAGACCUUUUGGAAGAGAAAGUUGAGCACGUCACCGACAAUCGUCUUCUUCAGACAAAAGUGGAUAGCUUAGAGAAGAGGUGCGCCGCACUCCAGCAAGCGAUUGCAGAAGAGGCUCCAAUAGGAGAUCCUGUAUGGGUGAAAGCGGUCUUCGAGAGAGUGUAUGGAAAACACACUGUACAGUUUGACCAAGAAAAUGCCCUCUCAUACUUCCGACAGUCGGACAAGAGAAUUGGAGAGAGAGGAUUAGACGAGCUGUAUCACUGGAGAGAUCUUUAUGAUGAUUACUUGCCGGCUGAAGACCGCGAGGUGGACCCAAUGCUACAAGCCACCCGCCGCAGACUUCAGGCAGAACCAGGAGCGGAAGGUAAGAGGAACCUGAACAGCCUCCUAUUAUCACUAGCAUUGAUUUCUGGCUCCCGGAAAGCCAGCUGGUGCGAGCUUAUUGCGCAGAGGCAGUAUAUUGACACGCAGGCAUCUGUGGCAGAAAAGGGUGAUCCAAAAUCGGACUGCAUUACAACGGCGCACUUCAUAGCUGCCGUAGAUCGGGCACAGAAGGUGGUCGAGCGGAUCAGACGUUCGCAUAUACGUGAACUCGACUACUUGCACCAACAGGCACAACUUUUUCAGAAGGGUGGUUUCAGCAUGAACUCUUCCCGACCCGUAACAACAAAGGCGGAGUCGGCAGGCACUCGAACAGAGGAAUUUUAUAACGACCGCGUGCUGGAAUAUCUAUUCUCGGAGGUGGUUUGCAUAUACAAAACGUCCACGGGUAGGCCAGGGUUCAAUAACAAGUGUAUCGCGUUUCUUGAAGUCCUACGCAGGAGCCUCCUUGCUCAGCGAGAAGAGGUUUGUGCCUCCAAGGAGCUGCAAGGAUGGGAAGAGGAAAACAGCGCCAGAGAGUCACUCGAUGAGGCUAAGGCAACAAUUUUUCUAACUGAGCUAGAGAAAGGCGUGGAGAUGCACGUAUUUUCUGCCCACGCGAUUCCUCUGUUUCUGUACUAA